GCAUAUAUGCAUUUUAUAGUUUAGGCUAUUAGAGAUUUAAACUUUUAUUUACGUACUAAAAUACGUCUUCAACGAUACCAGACCAGGCCAUGGAGUGAAAUUGCUAGAUCCAUGCUUCUUUUGUUUAUUCUUGUUCUUCUUCUGAAAGGGACAGUAAUUUUUCGAAGCACCAACAACAGUAAGGUAUUGUUGUAUUUACUAGCUUUGGAUUUACAGAACAUUGAAUGUGAAGCAAGAUCAUGAUACACAAUCUCUAAUUGGAGAACAAUCAAGUCGGCCGGGGCUUUACAGUCACCACUGUUUAAUUAUUGCAACUCCCUAUUUAUUAUGGUGGGUCUUUCUUUACUUUUUGCUUUCCAUUCACUUAUAAUAUGCUUAUUGCCUUCUCUUCUUUCCUUCCUCAACUUUUUGGUCACUGUAUUUGCAGGUACUUACUGUAAUUUCUCCUGUUUCUAGGGUUUUCUUCCCUUUCAACUCUCACAUCUCAUCACUAUAAUUAUCAAAUAGUACUCUUUUUUUUUAGCUCUAAUGGUGCAAUCUCAUUAAUCCUAGGAGAAUCAAGGGACAAAGCUGAAAAGUUUUGUCACUACCAAGAAGAUCAAGAGAUAAGUGUCCCAAAAGUGGCAAGAUGUCUAGUUCCAGCAGCUACUCCAACCCUCCAUGUGCUGCCUGCAAAUUCUUGAGAAGAAAAUGCUUGCCAAGUUGCAUUUUUGCACCCUAUUUUUCUCCGGAGGAACCAAUAAAGUUCACAACCGUACACAAAGUAUUCGGGGCCAGCAAUGUGAGUAAGCUUCUGAAUGAAAUCCAGCCUCAUCAGAGAGAAGAUGCUGUCAAUUCUCUCGUUUAUGAAGCCGAGGCGCGCUUAAAAGAUCCUGUUUAUGGCUGUGUUGGAGCAAUUUCAGUUCUUCAAAGGCAAGUUAUUCGCCUCCAGAAGGAACUCGAUUCCACGAAUGCUGAUUUACUGCGAUACACCAAUUAUGAACAAGUAAAUAAUAAUCAAAUUAUGGUGAAUCAAGAAAGGAGUAAUUUUCAAUAUGGGAGAAGAAUGGUUCCUAGUUAUUCUUCUUCUGAAUGGAACAGUGGUAUUUCAGGAGAUCAAAACAAUAUUGGAAUUGAUGGUGGUAGUGGCAGGUGAGGAAUUGAAGUGUAGAAUCACUAAGUUAACUGUAUUUGUUAAUUAACUUUGUUUUCCCAAUAAGGGGAAAGGAAUUAAACUUUAAUGCACAAAACACUAUACAUUUGGUGGAAUAAUUGUUGAAUGUUAAGUGUUGCCAGUUA
Lycium ferocissimum is the source of this 1278-nucleotide messenger RNA. RefSeq names its product LOB domain-containing protein 25-like. Lineage: Eukaryota; Viridiplantae; Streptophyta; Magnoliopsida; Solanales; Solanaceae. The coding region runs from base 629 to 1135 and encodes 168 amino acids. The transcript is spliced from 2 exons. The record is from RefSeq and is a predicted model, not a curated record.